UAAUAUAAAAUUACUUUUUAAUAUUAAAAACAUUAAUAACCUUCAGCCUUCAGGUUCUUAAGAAAAGUGUUAAAUAUAGGAACUUUCUAAUUAUUAAUCCGAGGAAUUCAUUCAAGAUUUAUGCAAUUAGAAAAUAAACACUGUUAAAAUUAUGCUAGGAAAAAUGGAAAGAAAGCCAUCGAUAAGAAUGAGAAAAAAGAAACCGACCAGACAGGCUUCAAGACUCGCGACGAUGUACGACGAUGAAGUUGAUGUCGUAGACGCCGAUGAAGUGCAGAGUAACUCUGGCAACUCUCCCAAAAGCCCAAAAAACUACCCUCCGAGCAGGAUGGAAAUGCAUGCCGAAAUGCGGCCUAAAAACGAACGUCCUCAAUCAGCUAACAAGCUGGAUCACAUACAAGCAAGACUUCACUAUAAUCGAUCGACACCAAAUGUGAGGCUCAAUCCUACAAACAGUCCCUAUGCCAGGGAAAUGGGAAAUACGGCCGAAAGCUCAGAAGGGUCUGAAAAUUCUGAUGAUGAUGAUGAUGAAGAUGUUCAGGCUGCAGUUCUAGAAGGGGCGUAUGAUCCAAAAGAAUAUGAACACUUGCCCGUUUCAAGCGAUAUCAAAGAACUUUUUGAGUAUAUAACUUAUUACACGCCACAAGUCAUGGACAUGGAUUACAAACUACAGCAAUUUGUCCCUGAGUAUAUUCCAGCCGUAGGCGACAUCGACGCAUUCAUAAAAGUAGCUAGGCCAGACGGGAUUGAUGACCAGAUCGGUCUGUUAGUGCUCGACGAACCCAGUUCUGUCCAGAGCGAGCCGGCUGUGAUGCACCUGAAACUAAGAGCUUCAACAAAACAAAGCUCAGCCAAAACUAUUGUUGUCAAAAAAUUACAAAAUGCUGACAAGAACCCAAAAGCAAUCGAAAAGUGGAUUCAGGACAUAAGUGAAUUACAUAAAUCUAAGCCUGCCCCAACAAUCCAAUAUUCAAGGCCAAUGCCUGACAUUGACAGUUUGAUGCAAGAAUGGCCUCCAGAUUUUGAGCAGAAACUAAACGAAGUCGGUCUCCCUCUUGAAGAAUUAGAAGUUGAUCUUCUUACAUAUGUCGAUAUAAUACUCGCUCUUUUUGACAUACCUCGCUAUGAGUCAAGAAUUGAAUCCCUUCAUGUACUAUUUUCUCUUUAUUCGGCUGUUAAGAAUUACAAAAACAAUAAUGACAGCCUCACAAAUGAUGAAAAUGAUUAAAAUAAAUAGAAAUAAAUUGAAUGUAUUUAUUUUUAAAGUUACACUAUGAUUAAUAAUUUAUAUAACGAAAAUAAAAUAAUGAUACCAACUGUGUAUAUUUAUCUUACGACAAAGCUGAAAUGUUCAUGUCCUUUUCUUUGACAAUGGCCAUCCUGUCAUCAUGUCCUAACACACAGCCACUUCUCACAUAACAGUGAAAUAUAUAUUUUAAAAAGU
Molecule: messenger RNA, 1444 nt
Organism: Cimex lectularius (bed bug)
Lineage: Eukaryota; Metazoa; Arthropoda; Insecta; Hemiptera; Cimicidae
Gene: IFT46
Product: intraflagellar transport protein 46 homolog
Exons: 10
Coding region: 152-1228 (358 amino acids)
Biological process (GO): intraciliary transport; cilium assembly
Cellular component (GO): centrosome; intraciliary transport particle B; motile cilium
Source: RefSeq, a predicted model, not a curated record